Molecule: messenger RNA, 1115 nt
Organism: Micropterus dolomieu (smallmouth bass)
Lineage: Eukaryota; Metazoa; Chordata; Actinopteri; Centrarchiformes; Centrarchidae
Product: von Willebrand factor A domain-containing protein 5A-like
Source: RefSeq, a predicted model, not a curated record
CUCGCCCAAACAGCCGCCCAGAGACCCUUUGCUGCAGUUGGUCUCCUUCCAGAAGGCGUCUGGCAGCUGGGUGCUGGAUCCAGCUCUGGCUGCUGCACUGGGAAAGACCAGCAAGGAGGUGGAGAACGCUAAACCUGCAUCGGUGAAGCAAAGAGUGUGGGCCACCAUUCUGGCUCUGAUCUGGCUUCAUGGUUUCAAGAUGGAUGCUCAGGAAGAGUGGGAGCUUCUGGCUGUGAAGGCUGUGUCAUGGCUCCGUGCUAAGAAUGCACCAUGUGUGACAGAGUGUGUGGAAGCUGGAAAUGCUCUGCUGGGUUGCAACGUGCAGAAAGACGCCCUGGGGCUCUGAGGUUUUCAUUAAAGUGGCUUCUCCUUCAGGACUGGUACACAGAAGCAGAUCUAUUCCACAAACUUUAUCAUUUUUGCACUGUUCACAUUUAGUUAUGCAGCUGUUUGUUAAGCCCUUGCAUAUUAACUGAUGUAGUAAAAUAUGUUUUGACUAAUUUGCAAGAUACUACAUCCAACCAGGUUCCGACAUGUGACAAAGAGUUGUUCUUUUGCCUUAAAUCUUAAUGUCAGAUUGUACAUGAAUCAGUUUUACUUGUGAAAAUAAAAUCUGAAGUCUGAAGAAUGUGUGAAUGAAGAAAUACAAGCCCUUUAGCAUCAAUGUGAGAGGACACAUAUUUAAGGCUGACAAAGUAUUUUGGAUGCUGCAAAAUAUGUAAUUAUAAAUGUGCUUUUGAUUAUGCCUGUUUAAUUCUGUGCUAUGAAGGUGACAGAAGAUGUGUUCGGGUAUAUCAAUCACUGUAGUAUACAGAAUUGCUAUAACAGACAAGCCUAAAGACUUAUAAAGUGAAGUAAGGUAGUGUUUAAGAGUUCACAUUGACCUGAACAUACUUUUAUAUUUUUUUAAAUAACUUCACAUCGCUUGUAUUUCUACAGUAACUGUCAAAAUAGCAACAGACAAUUUGUCAGUCCUCAAUUUUAUGAAUAUGUCACCUGCAGUAUUCACCUUGAACUUUAACAUCACCGCUUGUUACAUGUGACAAUCUUUCCCACUAUUUGGGGAGCCUCAUGAAGGUAUUGUAAUAGAAAACUAAAAUAGUCAACUGUGUGAA